AUGGGCGACUCGGACUACAAGGGCCACAUGAUGCGGGGAGGCAUCAAAGACCUGUGCCACUAUCCCCACAUCUCCAGCGCCUACGCUGUGCAAGGCGAUCAUUUGCGACACUUGCUGAACAAGUCGUCGCCGUCUCACGCAUCAGGCUACGACCCAAAUAUCAACCCACCGCCCAUCCCAACAUCCGCCGACUACUACGGCUUCCACGAGUACCCAUCCGAGCGACAAAAUACCCCGGCUCCUGUUCGAGAGCCUCGACGAUGCAGUUCGUCGGACGUCGGCAUGAUGGAUGGACCCGGCCACGGUCGGAGCGAUGUCGGCUACCCCGGAUACUAUGACAAGUUGAAAACCCCUUAUCGCUAUGAUCUCUAUGGGGCGUACCCCAACCAUCUGACGGUCUCGGCGGCCGCACAUGCCGCCGCCGUUGUCGCUGCCACCCACCACGAGAAGCAUCGCGGCAGCAACAACGAUACCCUGGCCUCCUGUGCCGGCGUGAACUACGCCGACUGGAUGCAGCCCUCCUAUGACUAUGACGGGGAGUUUGCCGAAUACAUCCACGAUGACGAAAAGGAAAGAGUCGACGGGCUCGUAGCGCAUGCCAACGCCCAUCUGAUAUCGCCCAUGACCACCAUGAGCAUGCACCCAAUGCUGCCUGAGAGUCGCGGCUCACACCCCUUCGCCAUGUCCGAUGCCAACUCGACCGGGUUCCCGUACAUGAUGAGGAGCGAGUCCUACGGCAUGAUGAAUCCUUCUCUCAUCGACAAUACAAGCCCGGGCAUGAUGGUAGGCCUUCCGCGCGGCCUCAAGUCCAUCGGUAGCGGCGACAGCAGCAUCAACGGCAUGGGCGGCAUGUCCGGCCUGAGCUCUAUCGGCAGCCUCAGCAGCGUCGUGCUGAACAACCUCGGUGGUAGCUCAGCCAACAUGGGCGGCAUGGGCGGCAUGAUGCUCGGCCUUGGUCCCAUGAACGACAUGGUGGCUGGCCUCGGAAGCGGCAUCUCGGGCAUAGCUGGCGGUGGCAUGGCCGGCAUCAGCAACCCCGACAGCCACGGCAACACUUUUCCCACGAUCGAAGCCAUGGGUCGAGGACUCGUCGGGAUCGGUGGUUUGAUGGACAGCAUGCUCGGCGGACCACGAGGCGUCCUCUCGCCUGGAGACUUUGACAAGAAGCCAGUCCGCGGCAGUCGCAAGGCCGGCCAGAGCAUCCCCGGGGCUAUCGGCGGCUUAACGAGUCUCCCCAGCUUACCAAGUCUCCCAAGCCUGCCGAGCCUGCCGAGCCUUCCCAACAUCGCAAAUGUGCCUCCCUUCCCACACGGACCUGAAGGCAUAGCGAAACUUCCUAUUCCACCCCAAUUGGCCUCCCAGCAACAACAGCAGCAGCAGCAACAGCAGCAGCAAACCAAGCGCACUCGCGGCCAGGGUCAGCCCACAAACAUUGUCGCCACAGCCAAGAUGGACCGCAAGACCCUCAAGCGGUUGCGCAACCGUGUGUCUGCCUCGCGGUGCCGGAUCAAGAAGAAGGUCUGGAUCAGUGAGAUGGAAGAGCAUUCGGCGCUGUUGACAAAGGAGAACGCACAGCUGAUGAGCAAGACCAAGGAGCUCGAGGAGCAGAUUGCCAGCUGCAGGGACCUCCUUGCCCAGGCACAGAUCCAAGGCCGCAUUCACUUCUCGGCCGGCUCUGGGGAGGGCUCGCCAUCGACAGCAGAUACACACCAGCAGUCUCGGGGCCAGCUCGACUUUGGAUCGCUGGGGCCGAGCUCCCACGAGGUCGCCGGCGAGGCACCGUCGCUGUUGCUUGGAUCGCCGGUCGGCCUCAACCCUAUCUGCCUGCUGGAUUCUACCGAGGGCCAUGGAUCGACGCCCUUUGGCUCCUCUCCGAGCGGUGUCGGCAGCCAUCACUCGGCGCCGUCACAGGGCAUCGCGUCUCUUGAUAGCCAUGAUCCUGUCCAGAAAGACUCGGCCCUUCGACCAUGGUGA
Polychytrium aggregatum is the source of this 1974-nucleotide messenger RNA. RefSeq lists its product as uncharacterized. The record is from RefSeq and is a predicted model, not a curated record. The transcript has 2 exons. Lineage: Eukaryota; Fungi; Chytridiomycota; Chytridiomycetes; Polychytriales. Gene Ontology annotation, molecular function: DNA-binding transcription factor activity, RNA polymerase II-specific; RNA polymerase II cis-regulatory region sequence-specific DNA binding. Bases 1 to 1974 code for a protein of 657 amino acids. Gene Ontology annotation, biological process: regulation of transcription by RNA polymerase II.